Molecule: messenger RNA, 1541 nt
Organism: Anas platyrhynchos (mallard)
Lineage: Eukaryota; Metazoa; Chordata; Aves; Anseriformes; Anatidae
Gene: LUC7L
Product: LUC7 like
Biological process (GO): mRNA splice site recognition
Cellular component (GO): U1 snRNP
Molecular function (GO): mRNA binding
Source: RefSeq, a predicted model, not a curated record
CCCGCCGCCCGUCCGCCGCCGCCGCCGCUCGUCCGCCUCAGAGGCCGCAGCGCGGAGCCCGGAGCCGCCGCCGCCCUCAUCCACCUCCUCCAGGCCGGAGCCGCCCGCCCGCCGCGGCCCGGCCCGGCCCCGCCGCCAUGUCGGCCCAGGCGCAGAUGCGGGCCCUGCUGGACCAGCUGAUGGGCACGGCCCGGGACGGUUCAGUGUAUCUUUGCCUGCCUACAUCAAUCUGCAAGGGAGUUGCAGAAAAGCCUCAUGUUCAUCGAGCCGAGAUGAAACCAGACAAAGGGUGAAGUUUACAGACGAUCGUGUCUGCAAGAGCCACCUUCUGGAUUGCUGUCCUCACGAUAUCCUGGCAGGAACACGAAUGGACCUGGGAGAGUGUACAAAGAUCCAUGACUUGGCAUUGAGGGCUGACUAUGAGAUUGCAAGUAAAGAGAGAGACCUGUUUUUUGAGCUGGAUGCUAUGGAUCACCUGGAAUCCUUCAUUGCUGAGUGUGAUAGGAGAACAGAACUGGCUAAGAAACGCCUGGCUGAGACACAGGAAGAGAUCAGUGCUGAAGUGUCUGCAAAGGCAGAGAAAGUGCAUGAACUGAAUGAAGACAUUGGAAAACUCCUAGCUAAAGCUGAGCAGCUGGGAGCUGAAGGAAAUGUUGAUGAGUCUCAAAAGAUCCUGAUGGAAGUGGAAAAAGUCCGAGCAAAAAAGAAAGAGGCAGAGGAAGAAUACCGAAAUUCAAUGCCUGCAUCCAGCUUCCAACAGCAGAAGCUGCGUGUGUGUGAAGUCUGUUCAGCGUAUCUGGGUCUCCAUGACAAUGACCGGCGUCUUGCUGACCACUUUGGAGGCAAAUUACACUUGGGUUUCAUUCAGAUUCGUGAGAAGUUGGAUCAGCUGCGGAAAACAGUGGCAGAAAAGCAAGAGAAGAGAAACCAGGAUCGUUUGAGACGGAGAGAAGAGAGAGAACGAGAGGAGAGAAUGGGCAGACGGUCUGGAUCAAGAAAUAGAGAUCGUCGAAGAUCACGGUCUCGGGACAGGAGGCGGAGGCGCUCGAGGUCAGCUUCCCGUGAACGGCGGAAGUCUCGCUCCAGGUCCCGAGACCGGCACAGGCGCCACCGGAGCCGUUCUCGCAGCCACAGCCGAGGUCACCGGCGGGGGUCCAGAGACAGGAGUUCAAAACACAAAUCUUCUAGAGAUCGAUCUUCAAGAGAGAAGUCCCGAGACAGAGAGAGAAAAGAGAAGAGCUCUUCUGAGAGGCGGCACGAGAGCACAAAUGGCAAAUCUCGUUCCAAGAGAUCAGAAGAGAGAGAAGCUGGCGAGAUCUGAACUCAAAUGAUCUGUGUUGCACUGUAAAUAGUCUGAUAAACAUUCUACACAAAGCCUAAAUUUCCCAUUUAUAUUUACUGAAUACAACUCAUCUUUUGUAGUUUUGAAUUUUUAUUGUUUGGCAGAUAGCUGUGAGUUUGUAGAGACACAGAGUUACGUACUGUUUAACAGGUUUUGUUUUAGUAGGAAUAAAUAAAGCUGACCGAUCGUUUUCAAUUCA